CCAGGAGUGUGAUGGUUUGCACUUCUAUCCUGACAGAGAAAGAUCACAACAGAGAGUUGGUUGGCUAAGGAGUUUUCACAGUGUGCAUGGAUGGAUAAGAGUAAAAUGGGGAAAAGGGGGCGAAAACGAAGAAUCCCACCAGCAUUCAUAUCCAGACUCAUCUUUCUGGACUUCUUCUGAUUGGUACUCAGGAAGGAGAGAACAUCUGUCAGUUGUGUGACCCUUGUAUGUUCAUCACUAUUCAGUCCUUACUCUUGGAUUCCUGCUGGGAGAAGCAAAAGAUAAAACAUCCGCUUCUAUCAGUCAGCCCAAAUUGUUGCAGAGGUGGAAGGAGAAGGGAACCGUGUGGUGAACAGACCAGCUCCGGAGCAUCUGUGUUUACUCUGCAUGAUCUCCUUAGGUCACUGUGAAUGAAAGGUGUGGGACUGAAGGACAUGUAGACGAUACCAUUUACACAUCUGGCCUCCUAAAGACUAAUUAUUGCCUGGGAUCUCUUGACAAAUCUAAAAGACAAGUUCUCUAAAACUGACAUCCAUUACCUCACGAUAAUGACCUUUACCUGAAUUGUAGACCCCCCUCCGAGUACCUUUAAAUACCGGUAAUCACAAAUGACAGUGUUCACAUAUGUCAUUGUGACUGGAUACACACUACACUCAUGCCAUUUCUGGUGAUUUAGGUUUCAGCAUGUCGAGGAACAAGCUGGAGAUCUGUGCUCAAUUCGCAAGUCAAUGGCGGCUGGAGCUGAGAGAACAGAGACUAAUGAGAAAGGUAGCGAUUGAAGGCCUGUUCCAUUAGUACUCCCAGGGGAAGUAGGGGCCUGGAUCCUGGCCGGACACAUUGACCUCUACCAAAUACAUUUGGGACAUUAUUGUGGUGUACACAGGAAAAUCUACAUGGCUCACAGACAACUGUGCCUCUUGGAGUACAAGAUGUGGAUAUGGAUAUAACUAUCUUCUCAUACAAACAACUCUGACUGCUAUCUUCUCACUGUAUACAAAAAAGCAAAAAGUAAGGCUUUGGCUCAUAGUAUGAGCAGUACAUUCUAGCACUGCACUGGAGAAAGAGAGUCUGCAUUUCUUUGUUUUCUUGGUUGGCUGUGGCUCUCCUGCCUGGGAAUAUCAUGCAACUAUAAACAGGAGGUGGCUCAGACAUCUGAUCCCUGUUCCACUCAUCUAUCAGUUAUCUCAGCAUUACCAAAGCAAAUCAGAGAUCUGAGAAAAAAAAUAUAUAUCUGCAGAAGACAUCAGCCUAUACUCUCCAGCAUCCACUGGACACAGGUGGCUAAUUCCUUAGCUUUCUUGCCAUCAAGGUCAGGAAGGAGAAAAGUGGCAACUCACAGACAGCCUUUGGUGAGACAGGUGUUUUUCAGUCUCUCUCUGGGAGGGACUAGCAGUGAAAGGAAAAGCCUCACCGUGGGCUCUUGAGGAGCAGAAACACUUUUCUACUAGCAAUGCUUGGAUGCGAUGCUUGUCUCUGUGGAUCUAACAUGGACUGUAUGGCCUGAUUACACCGCCCUGGUAUUCAGAUAGUGCUGGAGGCAAGGGAUAAUGUGCCCAGAAAAAGAAGCCACCAUGAGCAACGUCACGGUCACCGACAACACUGAGCCCAUCAGCCGCACCAUGAGUCCGGCAACCCCCAGCCCAUACUCCUAUCCUGUUAGUUUUCAGGUCUCCCUGACAGGCUUCCUCAUGCUAGAAAUCCUGCUUGGCCUGAGCUCCAACCUUACUGUGCUUGCCCUUUACUGUAUGAAGUCAAACCUCAUUAGUUCUGUCAGUAACAUCGUCACAAUGAACCUCCAUGUGCUGGAUGUACUGGUCUGUGUGUGCUGCAUCCCACUCACCAUUGUGGUGGUCCUUCUCUCCCUGGAAGGAGACACUGCCCUCGUCUGCUGCUUCCAUGAAGCCUGUGUUUCUUUCGCCAGUGUUGCCACUGCUGCUAAUGUGCUGGCCAUCACCCUUGAUCGUUAUGACAUCUCUGUCAAACCAGCCAACAGAGUUCUGACCAUGGGCCGUGCCCUAGCCCUGCUGGCUACCAUCUGGGUGCUAUCCUUUGCUAGUUUCCUUGUACCCUUUAUUGAGGUGGGCUUCUUUGUCCAAGGCCAUACUGAGCCAAACCAGACACUGGUGGAGAACGUGGUCCACACUAACCAGUACUACAAUGAACUUGGCCUCUAUUACCACUUGCUUGCUCAGAUUCCUAUUUUCUUCUUUACUGCCAUUGUCAUGCUUAUCACCUACUCAAAGAUCCUGCAAGCACUCAACAUUCGCAUUGGCACACGUUUCCACGCUUCACAGAAGAAGAAAGCUCGCAGGAAAAAGCGCCUGUCCAUGACGGCCGUGACAACACAGCAAGAGACCACAGAUGGCUCCCAGAGCAGUGGCACCCGCAAUCCCACGCUGGGUAUGCGAACCUCUGUCUCUGUCAUUAUUGCCUUGCGUAGGGCUGUUAAGCGCCACAGAGAAAGACGAGAGCGCCAAAAAAGAGUUUUCAGAAUGUCCCUCCUCAUUGUGUCUACCUUUCUGCUGUGCUGGACGCCCAUCACGGUGCUAAACACAGUGAUCCUGAGUGUGGGCCCCAGUGACCUGAUGGUCAAGUUGAGACUAGGCUUCCUGGUCAUGGCUUAUGGGACAACUAUCUUUCACCCACUACUCUAUGCCUUCACUAGGCAGAAGUUCCAGAAAGUCUUGAAAAGCAAGAUGAAGAAGCGAGUGGUGUCAAUAAUUGAGGCGGACCCUACCCCUAAUAAUGCUAUUAUUCACAACUCUUGGAUUGACCCAAAGAGGAACAAAAAGGUGACGUUUGAGGACAAAGACGCCCAACUGAAAUGUCUGUCUUCUGAGAAUGUGGAGUGACGGGACUUAUUAUCUUUAGCAAAAACAGUCAAAGCAGCUAAAACUGACAUCAGGUCAUGAUGAAAAAGGGAAAAUGUUAAUCCAAAGCAGUAAUGUAAAUAAUAUGGGCAGUAGAACAUACAAAAACACAAGAUAGAUUAUUUAUUACUAUUUAUUGAGAACAAAACUAGGUUUCAUAGAUAUACUGUUUACUGUACUGUAGAUAUUGCAUGGCUUUUUGUAAGAGUAGCAACAUAAACUACAUUGUGUACAUACAAAUACAUGUACAGAAUAGGGUAAACAAAGUAUAUAUAUAGAGAGAGAAGUAGAAAUUGUUAUGUAAAUGUAUAUUUAUAAUAAAUUUUGUGUUCACUCCUAUUCUCCCCUCCCCUGAGUAAAAUGUCUGUGACUCUGUAACAGCUGUGAGAUUACUCCCAUUCAUCACUGUGCAACUUGUUCUGACACCAGACCCUGAUAUCACCAGUGACCACUGACCUUAUUGCCUGGGAACCCUCUAAGGGAAAGCACUCACACUUAAAUGAGACUACAAGCGUGAAGACACAACAAAACACACGGGUCAAAUUUGGAAAGAUGGGUAUUGGAAGCUGUGGAUGUUUUGUUGCCAUAGCUAAAAAGCUAUGGGAGUGCUGUUCACAAACACUGCUUUUUAUAGUUGAAGAAGACCAAGAUCACAUACCACAGACACACCAGAACGCCAUGUUUCUCAUCAUCAUCAUGUCUGACACAAAACAGAUGUUAUCAAAAAUCUGUUUCAUAUUAGCAGUCACCUCUUUGAGCCAAAUGGAAAUUCUACAGUUGCCUUAUUUUCCUUUGAAGGAUUGUGUGUGGCAGUAUGUGGAAUGGGAGACUGUGACAGCGAGAGCACAUGCUGAACACACUGAAUGAAUGAUAAACAAGCAUUGUUUUCAUAUGAGAUAACAAUCCACAGAUAAUGUUUCAAUACAGAAGUUAUUUAACCAAAGGGAAAUUGUAUUAUCGAAUUGUCUGUGCUUAUUAACAAUAGCCAAACAGCAAUGCUGUCCAAAUAAGCAAAACCAUAACUGUAAUAAAGGAUUACUGAGCAUAUC
Archocentrus centrarchus (flier cichlid) is the source of this 3919-nucleotide messenger RNA. Its product is annotated as G-protein coupled receptor 22-like. Bases 1548 to 2852 code for a protein of 434 amino acids. Gene Ontology annotation, cellular component: plasma membrane. Gene Ontology annotation, molecular function: peptide binding; G protein-coupled receptor activity. The transcript is spliced from 3 exons. The record is from RefSeq and is a predicted model, not a curated record. Gene Ontology annotation, biological process: G protein-coupled receptor signaling pathway; cellular response to hormone stimulus. Lineage: Eukaryota; Metazoa; Chordata; Actinopteri; Cichliformes; Cichlidae.